AGUCUCUUGUGUUCUUUCAGUCACCAACGAAAUAUCUUUCGUUGAAUUUGGAGUGAAUUUUUAUUUGUACUUUUAUUUCUUCAUUUAUUUUUUUUUAAAUAAUUUUCUUUUUUAUUGUAGAUUAAGGUAAAUUAUUUUUUUAAUAUUAUUCGAAAUUUAUUUUAUUUUUGAUUUAUUUUUGUAUAAUAUUUCUAUAAAAAUUAAAAAAAUAUUAUUAAUAUUAAUUAAAAUAUCGUAUCAAUAAUAUAAGUUAAUAGAUUAAAUUAUUUUUGAAUUCACAUUAUUUUUUUAUGAAUACUAAUUUUUUACUUUAAAAUUCUUUUUAUUAAUCGUCUAAAUCGUUUUCAAUAAAAUUUGAAGCAUAAAUUUAAAUUUGUUUUGUUGGAUUAUUUUUCAUUUCAUAUAAAAUGAUUUAUUCGAACAAAAUGCCAGGACAAUUCGAAGAAAUUCAAGCAAAACGCGCAACAUUUGGAAUGGGAUGUUUCUGGGCCGGUGAUUGUUUAUUUGGCGUUUUACCCGGUGUAAUUAGAACUUGUGUUGGAUAUGCAGGUGGACAAAAGGAAUCACCAACUUAUAAAAAUAUGGGUGAUCAUACGGAAGUCGUUGAUAUUGAGUAUAAUCCAAAUAUUGUAUCAUAUUCACAAUUACUUGCUUUAUUUUGGCAGAAUCAUGAGUAUGGUCUUACUACAAAAAUCAAGAGACAGUACAUGUCAUUAAUUUUGUAUCAUGAUGAAGAACAAAAAUUAUUAGCAGAAAAAUCACGUGAACAAGAGCAAUACAAACAUACAGAUUUGAUUCUUACUGAAAUUAGAAAAUUCGAAAAGUUUUAUCUAGCAGAAGAUUAUCAUCAGAAAUAUCGACUUCGAAAACAUCCAUGGUUAAUGGAAAAUACUGGUCUCACUAGUGAUGAGCUUCUUCGAAAUUCACCUCUAGCUGCUAAAUUAAAUGGUUACAUCGCUGGUGCUGGAACGCUCGAACAAUUUAAAAAAGACUUACCUAAUCUUGGUUUAAGUGAGAAAGCUGCGAAGUAUUUAGAAAAAUAUGUGAUUGAGAAUCAAGGAAAUGGUUUAUAUUGCUAGCUAUAAUGAAUAUUUAAGAAUUUUUCAUAUAUUUAUCCUAGUACACACUGAAUAUGAUAUAUUUUUUCGUAAAAACAAAUUUUAAAAUCUGGAAAAAACUUUUUUAUGUGGUUCUAGUUUCUUGUAAACUGUAUUUGAAAUCUCUCGCAAAUAAGUCUUGAGCUCGAUUUUAAAAACAGAUUUCGCUCGAUAAAUAUCUUUUGUUAGUAUUAAUUUUCUUAAUUUCUAUAAUUUUUACCAUAGUGUGUAAGUUUUAUUAUUCAACAGGAUAUUCAUUACAUUAUAUUUCAUGCAUAAUACAAUAAUGACAUGACAUAUUUGUUUGUUUGCUCAGCAAUAUUGGAAUAUGUUAUUUUUAAACAAAAAUUAAAAAGAAAUUUACAGUAAAAUAGGCUGUGAAAAGUAUAUAUAGAUAAUAUUGUUUGCAAUCAUUUGUUUUUUGAUUACUUCGCACAUUCUAUGUUUUAUAAGUUUAUUUUUUUUUUAUUUCAAAAAGAAGCAAGUAUGAAGCAUACAAUUGAAGUAUGUUUUUAAAUUGUUUGAGUUUAAUUUUUCGCAUAAUUACUACUUUAUAUGACAAAUAUCAUUUGUUAAUUACAAAUAAGAAUAUAAUUAUGUAAUAUUUAUUAUGAAUAAUCUUAUAACCACAAGUAUUAGAAAAUGUAUAUAAUUUCAAGACAACUGCGUUAUUAAAUACGCACGCUCAUAUACUUACAUGUGGUCGUAUGAAAUAUAUGUAUACAUAUGUAUAACAA
This is a messenger RNA of Apis cerana (Asiatic honeybee), 1834 nucleotides long. It is a transcript of the gene MsrA, whose product is annotated as methionine sulfoxide reductase A. Gene Ontology annotation, cellular component: cytoplasm. Lineage: Eukaryota; Metazoa; Arthropoda; Insecta; Hymenoptera; Apidae. The record is from RefSeq and is a predicted model, not a curated record. Gene Ontology annotation, molecular function: peptide-methionine (S)-S-oxide reductase activity. Gene Ontology annotation, biological process: cellular response to oxidative stress.